CAAACCAGACCAAAACCCUCCUCUCCUCUCCCCCCCACAACCCAAACCCUAGCCGGCAGCCCCCUUGAUGACCGCCGCCGUAGAUGCACAGGCUCUCCCUCACCGUCAUUGACGCCGCUGCCGUCGCCAUGCCCGCGGCGCUCCGGCUCGGGGGCUCCCCGGCGCCCCGCCUCGCCGCCGCGCGCCGCCAGGGCCCGCGCCCUCCGCCGUGGCUGCGCUUCGGCUGGGGCGGCGGGGCGCGGAGGGGGCUGCUCUGUUCCGCCGAGGCCGCCAGGCGGGGCGGCGACGGCGACGACGCGGAGGCGGAGGUGGAGGAGGCGCGGAGGGGAGGCGGGGGCCGCGCGGCGACGGAGAGGAGGAUGAGGAGCGGGGCCGCGGCCGCCGCGGUGGGGACGAGCGUCGAGCUGCUGGCGAUUCCCGGGGUCGGGCCGCGCAACCUCAGGAAGCUCGUGGACAAUGGCUUCGAGGGCGUCGCGCAGCUCAAGCAGCUCUACAGGGAUAAGUUCUUUGGCAAGUCUAGUGAGCAGAUGGUUGAGUUCUUACAGAGUUCUGUUGGCAUUGUACAUAAGAACCAUGCUGAGAGUAUAACUUCUUUCAUCAAAGAGAGUGUCGAUGAGGAGCUGAAGGAUACAGAUUCAUCUAAACCCACUCAGAAGAAGAGGCUUACCUUUUGUGUGGAAGGGAAUAUUAGCGUUGGGAAGACUACUUUCCUCCAAAGAAUAGCUAAUGAGACUAUUGAACUGCGUGAUCUUGUAGAGAUAGUUCCUGAGCCUAUUGAUAAGUGGCAGGAUGUUGGACCUGAUCACUUCAAUAUAUUGGAUGCCUUCUAUGCUGAGCCACAUAGGUAUGCAUACACUUUCCAAAACUAUGUGUUUGUGACAAGGGUCAUGCAAGAAAGGGAAUCUCAAGCUGGAAUAAAACCUCUCAGGCUGAUGGAAAGAAGUGUAUUCAGUGAUCGGAUGGUGUUUGUCCGUGCCGUUCAUGAAGCUAAUUGGAUGAAUGAGAUGGAGAUCAGCAUCUAUGAUUCCUGGUUUGAUCCCGUUGUGUCAUCGCUCCCAGGUCUCAUUCCAGAUGGAUUUAUCUAUCUAAGAGCUAGUCCAGAUACUUGCCACAAAAGAAUGAUGCAUCGGAGAAGAUCAGAAGAAGGUGGUGUUACACUUGACUACUUGCAAGGUUUGCAUGAGAAGCAUGAGAGCUGGUUGCUUCCUUCAAAAGGUUCAGGUCCUGGUAUAUUAUCAGUCAGUCAACUGCCCAUGCAUAUGGAAGGCUCCUUGCCUCCAGAAAUACAGGAUCGUGUAUUUUACUUGGAAGGAAAUCACAUGCACUCUAGUAUCCAAAAGGUCCCUGCCCUUGUCCUGGAUUGUGAACCUGACAUUGAUUUCAACAAAGACAUAGAAGCUAAACGACAAUAUGCUCGGCAAGUUGCAGAGUUCUUUGAAUUCGUCAAGAAAAAGAAGGAAGAAGCUCCAUCUGAGCAAUCGGGUGCCAACAAGGGUCGCAUGAACCCACAGGUCAUGCUUCCUAAGAGAGGCCGCCUGUGGGUCCCUGAAGGCAACCCUUUCGCGGGCUCCCCUAUGAACCUGGAUUUCAGAAGAGCCAUGUCUUCAUACAUUUCAACCUAGGACUCCAUGCGGAAAGAAACUUGCCAUCCUCACUCAUUGACCUCGCAGCUCAAACCGCCUAUGCUUUUAAGGUAAACCUUAGGUUGCUCGAUGCUAGCCACUGAUGUAAAAUAGCCCAGCUGUGGCUCCGUCCUGUAAAUUAUGAUCGUAGCGCUAGUUCCACGUUUUGCAGCACUAGCAUCAGCGUCUUUCUGAUUUGAUACUAAUCUGUACCUUACGUUCGGCUGCUUGAAGCAUUCUGUUGAACAGAUCUGGAACGAGAACAUGUGCAUGUGCUGCUUGCCUUCUUGGACCAGAGCAUGCACCAUGUGUAUCACCUUGAAGGUUCCUGUUGA
Messenger RNA from Panicum virgatum (switchgrass), 1957 nucleotides. RefSeq lists its product as uncharacterized. The coding region runs from base 84 to 1622 and encodes 512 amino acids. Gene Ontology annotation, molecular function: deoxynucleoside kinase activity. Gene Ontology annotation, cellular component: cytoplasm. The transcript has 5 exons. The record is from RefSeq and is a predicted model, not a curated record. Lineage: Eukaryota; Viridiplantae; Streptophyta; Magnoliopsida; Poales; Poaceae.